AUGCGCUGCUCUGCAUGCUGCGAGCAAGAAGAGUACCUGGAGACGAUUCAGGUGAGUGCACUGCCAGAAGCCAGUUCCGAGAUAGAAAAGGCAUGCUCGGAAAGUCUGUCCGAGUCCGCCAAGAAGCAUGGAAAUAUCCUGAUCGCAGACGAUGAGCUGGUUCGGGGCAUCUCAAUCCAUGCAACUUUGCACGGCGGCGGCUGUUUGUGGCAAAAGUCCCCCUGUGACAUGAGUGAGGCUGAGAAAGUUAGUCUCUGGGAGAAAUCGAGGCGUGUUGACGAGCUGGACAUGUUUCUUUCGCAUGCUUGGGCCAGCUCUGGCAAAGUCAAGUUUUUGGCUCUGCUGUUAUACACUGGCAGCGGGUACUCUUUUCUGUUCUGGGCUACUGCGCUGAUGAGUGCGUGCGGCCUAUGCGCGUUUGAAGUGCUGCCAAUGCCAUUCGUUCUGUCCUUGGACACACUCGAAUUUUCCGGCAACUGCCCGCUCGGAGUGUGGAUGCUUACUUCUAGCUUCAUUGCGCACCUUGCUGGCCUGGCUUUGAGCCCCUACCUGCCUCAUAGAAAGUGCGACUGCUUCUUGGACGUGGUGUGCAUCAAUCAGCAUGAUCCUCACCUCUUGCACCGCGGGAUUUAUGCGCUCGGCGGGUUUUUGAGCCGGUCCAAGGAGCUGCGGAUUAUCUGGAGCCCGCCUCUCUUCACUAGACUUUGGUGCAUAUUUGAGCUGGCCGCAUUCCGCGCCGCCAAUCCAGCAGGCAAGAUUCGGUUGAUGCCUCACUAUUCGGUGGCGCUGGGUUUUCUUGGAAUCUUUGCAGUGGCGAUCCUCGCGAUGGGUUUAUGGAGCGCGCAGGCGCUGAAAGUUAGAAUCGAAUUCGGUUGGGCUCAAUUCCUUUUCAUGCUUGCCACUGCACUUGUACCUUCGCAUCUUGGAAGGCGGGCGUGCUUGCAAAAGCAAAGUCUCAUUGAGCAGUUGGAAAGUUUCACCCUGGAUGGCGCGGGGUGCCGGUUGGACAGUGACCGGAGAUUUAUUUACGAGGCAGUGAAGCAGUGGUAUGGUGGCCUGGAUGAGUUCAUUGGCUUUGUCCGAGGCCCGUUGCGACAGCAGCUUCUCCAAUGCUGCUCCCAGAUCCCGAUCGACUUGCUUUUGGUUCUGGUCUUGCCCCUCAUAGCCUACAAAGCCGAGAUCUUGCUGGCCAUGUGGAAGGGAGGUGUGCCGGGCAACAUGUUGAUCGCAUUCUUUUGCAGCUCGCUUCUGGGCCUGAGCGGCCUUUGGACCGCCUUCUUAUCCAGUGUGGGGCUUUACAUGGUUGACCGCCUCGCAAAACCUUGGUCAGGAAUCCUGGACUACGUCCAGUCAUUUGCUAUCGCUGCUCUGUUUUCUCUCCUGUACUUUUUCGGGUAUGUGCUCGAUAUACAGGCACGCCAGGGCAAUGCGGUGAUGACAGCUACUUGGGCAAGUGCGCUGUGCCUGAGCGCGGCUUGGUUCUACUGGAGUGCACUCGCUGGGUGGGUGAUAGAGCCCUUUGUCGGGCUGCCCCAGUACCGAAUGCCCUGCCCGAAGCGCAAGCGGCAAACCGAGAGGUGA
Molecule: messenger RNA, 1581 nt
Organism: Effrenium voratum
Lineage: Eukaryota; Dinophyceae; Suessiales; Symbiodiniaceae
Source: the annotation of a GenBank genome assembly